Messenger RNA from Propithecus coquereli (Coquerel's sifaka), 2662 nucleotides. It is a transcript of the gene WSCD1, whose product is annotated as WSC domain containing 1. The record is from RefSeq and is a predicted model, not a curated record. Gene Ontology annotation, molecular function: sulfotransferase activity. The transcript is spliced from 9 exons. NCBI's taxonomy places the organism in Eukaryota, Metazoa, Chordata, Mammalia, Primates, Indriidae. The coding region runs from base 375 to 2105 and encodes 576 amino acids.
UUUCAGGAAGACCGGGUUAGAGCCACUGCCACCUGCUCCUGCCGCCUCUGCUGUCCUCAGCCUCCGCGAGCAUCUUAGCAGCCAGCCCUGGAUUUCCGAGCCGGGAGAUGAGGGUCGGCAAAGCCCAGGGAUGGAGAGGCCUGUGACACCCGGGUGGAAGCUGCAGCUGCAGGGCCCAGGGGCUGCUGGCGAUGAGUGAUGGUGCCACCUGAACGCCGCUGCAACCCGAGCAGGAGCAGUGACCCCAGGAGAACCUAGGCAGGUGCCAGGAUUCAGGAUGCGGGGAUGACGGCUCCGGAGGCCCCGGCCUCCCCCCGACCCGGGCGUUAGGAGCCAUCCCCGGGCUCCACCCGGGAGCCCUGCCGCCCAGGGGCAUGGCCAAACCUUUCUUCCGACUCCAGAAGUUUCUCCGCCGAACACAGUUCCUGCUGUUCUUCCUCACGGCCGCCUACUUGAUGACCGGCAGCCUGCUGCUGCUGCAGCGGGCCCGAGUGGCCCUCCCACAGGGCCCCCGGGCGCCCAGCCCCCUGCAGACCUUGCCAGUGGCCGCCGUGGCGCUGGGCGUGGGCUUGCUGGACAGCAGAGCGCUGCAGGACGCCCGCGUCAGGCCAGAGCUGCUGCUCGGCGUGGACGUGCUGCGGAGCCCCCUGGCCCGGACCAGACCUGGCCCCCGCUGGCUCCGGAGCCGGAACUCGGAGCUGCGCCAGCUGCGGCGCCGCUGGUUCCACCACUUCAUGACUGACCCCCCGGGGCCACCCGCCAUGGUCCUCGAGGCUCCCCCCCGGCCGGCCACCCGCAGCCGAGGCACGUAUGUUGGAUGCUUCAGCGACGAUGGCCAGGAGAGGACUCUGAAGGGGGCCGUGUUUUACGACUUGAGAAAGAUGACCGUCUCCCACUGCCAGGACGCAUGUGCCGAGCGGUCCUAUGUCUACGCCGGCCUGGAGGCCGGUGCGGAGUGCUACUGCGGGAACCGGCUCCCAGCGAUGAGCGUCAGGCCGGAGGAGUGUAACCUUGAGUGCAAGGGGGAGAAGGGCUCCGUGUGUGGGGCCGUGGGUCGGCUCUCUGUGUACCGCGUGGACGAGCUGCAGCUGGGCUCCAGGAAGCGGCGGACCGCCACCUACCGCGGGUGCUUCCGACUGCCAGAGAAUAUCACGCAUGCCUUCGCCGACUCCCUGGCACAGGCCAACGUGACCGUGGAGACAUGCUCAGGAUUUUGCUCCCAGAAAGAAUUCCCCUUGGCUGUCCUCAGGGGCUGGAAAUGCUACUGUGCUUACCCUACCCCCCAGUUCAGCCUGCGGGAUGCCAUGGACAGCUCGUUGUGUGGCCAAGACCCUGAGGCCCAGAGGCUGGCAGAUUACUGCGAGGUCUACCAGACGCCUGUGCAAGACACUCGGUGCACAGACAGAAGGUUCCUGCCCAACAAAUCGAAAGUGUUUGUGGCUUUGUCAAGCUUCCCAGGAGCCGGAAACACAUGGGCACGGCACCUCAUUGAGCAUGCUACUGGCUUCUAUACAGGGAGCUACUAUUUUGAUGGAACCCUCUAUAACAAAGGGUUCAAGGGCGAGAAGGACCACUGGCGGAGCCGGCGCACCAUCUGCGUGAAAACCCACGAGAGUGGUAGGAGGGAGAUCGAGAUGUUCGACUCGGCCAUCCUGCUGAUCCGGAACCCGUACAGGUCCCUGGUAGCCGAAUUCAACAGGAAAUGUGCCGGGCACCUGGGCUACGCCGCUGACCGCAACUGGAAGAGCAAAGAGUGGCCGGACUUCGUCAACAGCUACUCCUCGUGGUGGUCCUCGCACGUGCUGGACUGGCUCAAGUACGGCAAGCGGCUGCUGGUGGUGCACUACGAGGAGCUGCGGCGCAGCCUGGUGCCCACGCUGCGCCAGAUGGUGGCCUUCCUCAACGUGUCCGUGAGCGAGGAGCGGCUGCUCUGCGUGGAGAACAACAAGGAGGGCAGCUUCCGGCGGCGUGGCCGGCGCCCCCACGACCCCGAGCCCUUCACCCCAGAGAUGAAGGACUUGAUCAACGGCUACAUCCGGACAGUGGACAAGGCCCUGCGUGACCACAACUGGACUGGGCUGCCCCGGGAGUACGUGCCCAGAUGAUAGGCCCCGCUCCGCGCUGCCCACCCCUGCCGAGAGGCGCAGAGUCACCACAGGGCUGCGCGCCCACUCCGAUGUCCAGGCCUGUGGCCUCGCUGGGACGCACGGUCGGCAGGGAAGCCUCUGGGGACCUGGGCACAGACAGACGCACAUCACGGCACAGACACGAUGGACACACAUUCCUAGCCAGACACCCACACCUCAGACACACUUAGACACCACUCCACGCUCACUAUGCCAGGCGUUCCCGGAUGCAGACGCAGCCACACACAGACGCCGACACUCAGACGCCAGGUAUGCGCUGCCGGAGGCUGGCUGUCUCUCACACACAGACACACAUGCACCUGGGCUCUCAGAGACCCCGGGUGCCUGUGUCCAGCCCUGGCAUAGACUCGCUCUUCGGGGUCCUAGACUUUGGGGUGCUGGGCUGGGUGGGUGUUCCUGCUGUGAGCAGCAAGGACUGUCGGGGUAGAGGUGGGCGGAGACCGCUGCUGCUGCUGGGCUGUGUGGCCCUGACCACGUGUCUGACAUCCCAUAAAUGUGUGUGGUGUGGCUUCCAG